AAAGCCGAAUGUCUCUUAACAAAUGUGGAGCAGUCACCUUCACAAUCUAUGCAAGAUGCACUGCUGCCCUUAAUGAAGGCUUUAAUUUCCAAUAAGCUGUUGAAGCACUCAGAAGAGGAUGUGAAGGUUACAGUAACAUAUUGCGUUACUGAGAUAACAAGAAUAACAGCGCCAGAUGCCCCGUAUGAUGAUGAAAAAAUGAAGGUGAUUUUUCAGUUGACUGUAGAAGCUUUCAAAAAGUUGUCAAAUGUGUCUGGUGAUCGCUGUUAUACAAGGGCAUUAUCCAUUCUCGAUGCUGUUGCAAAGGUUCGUUCCAGCUUGGUGAUGCUGGAUCUCGAGUGUGACAAUUUGAUUCUUGAGAUGUUCCAUAAUUUCCUAAAACUCAUCAGGUCCAACCAUCCACCUGCUGUUUUUUCAGCCAUGGAAGCAAUUAUGACUAAUGUAUUAGAUGAAAGUGAGGAAAUCACCUCAGAUCUUCUCAGCCCUAUUUUAGCUAGUGUCCGAAAGGAAAAUUGGGAAGCGGCUUCUAUUUCAUGGAAAUUGGGAGAAAAGGUCAUCUCCAACUGUGCUACUAAGCUCCAGCCCUAUCUUAUGGGUGCAGUUAAGUCUCUUGGUGCUACUUUGGAUGACUAUGCUCCUAUAGUCAGUUCUAUAUGCCAAAAGGAAACCAACAGCAUUGAUGCUGGGAAGUAUUUGGAAAAUGAAAAGAGCUUAGAAAAGGGCACAAAUUCAAAUGAGUCAAUGCCGGUGCCAGAGAGGCAUACACCAAAUGUAAGUUGUGGAGAGAAUCCUCGAACUGAUGGUGUUUCAGAAUCAUUGAUAUCCAACGGUACAAUUGCAGCUAGUAAUGACAACACAAUGAAGGAAUCUUCAAGAAAAUCACGAAAACAUAGUAAACAGUCAAAAAUGAUAGAAACCAAAAAACCGGACAGUUUAGACUCUACGAAGGCAGAAAACACAUUAGACUCCGUCCCACAAAAAAGAGGCAGGAAACCCAACUCCUUAAUGAACCCAGAUGAAGGCUAUGAUCAUUAUUGGAUUGGAAAAGGACGGGAAAAGUCCAAGCUAUCUAAUCGCAGAAAGUCUAUUGACCAUGAAACUAAAUUUUCUCAUUCUGCCAGCCCAAAAGUGGAAAUGGCUUCUUUGCCAACAUUGGUAGAAAAGGAGUCUUCUGCAAAUGUUGAAGCAAAACCUAUAAAAUCUAAAGAUGAAGUGGUAUAUGAGAACAUGAUAAAGAUGGAAGAAAAAGCUCAGGCAAGGUCAAGGAAAUCUAAAGUUGUUAAGUCUAAGAAGGAUAAAGCAACCCUUAAUCCCGGAUGUGUCAUUUCAGAAGAGAAAGUUUCUGUUCCCUCUGAUCGGAAAGAGAAACGGCCAGUGCAUUUGGUUAUGAAGUUGAGAGUGAAGAGCACCAAUGGGGAUGGGUCAUUAGUCCAAAAGGAUGUUAUAGUGAAAUCUGUGGAUACUAAUAUGGAUAAGAAUGUUCACAAAUCAUCAACCUUUGAGAAGAAAGUUUCCCGAUCUACCAAGUUAGACAGUGAUGAUUGCUUGGAAGAAACCCCCAAGGAAAAUGAUACAAGGAAGGAUGCCAUUGUGGAAAAAGAGGUAAUGGACAUAUCAGUUGCUGGAGAGGAACUGGUUGGUAGAAGAAUAAAGGUUUGGUGGCCCCUGGACAGAAAGUUCUAUGAAGGUGUUGUUCAUAGCUUUGACCCUGUCAAUAAAAAGCACAAGGUGUCUUAUGAUGAUGGUGACGAGGAAGUAUUAAACCUCAAAAAGCAGCGAUACGAGCUAAUUGGCGGUGCUGCUCUGCCAGUUGGGGAUGAGGAGAUGGAUGUCCCAGAACCUGAAGCUUCAUCUGAUAUAGUAGACUGGGAAAGAGAAAAAGGAAAAUUAAGUCAGAAUCAGCAGCCAAGGAAGAAAAGACCAGUUUUUCAACCAGAAGGGGUAGAGCUUCAGCCAAGAGGAAUUCUAAAGCUAAAUCGGCGACGGCAAGUGGCAAAGCUGCCGAUAGUUCCAUGCUCGAGAAGCCUGUUAUCUCUGAUGAAUCACCGGACAAUUCAGGGAGCGUUGAUAACAGCUCAAAAGGAAAUGACAAACUCAUAGACAUGAUAAAAAACAAUAGACUAAGGACUACUUUGAAGUCCAAGCAGAAAUUGGGCCGGGAGUAAAGCCCUAGUAAACGAAGCAGAAUGUCUUGACACCACAAAUUCACCAGUAUUAGAGGUACGAUAAUGUCGAGAACGUCGUACCAUCAUUUUGCCAAUUAGGAAAGUUUAUAGACUAAGCUUAGUUCCUCUUUUUUUUUGUCUUUAGAAGUAGAAAAGAAACCACUCUUCAUCUAAUCUAACCAGUCUUGUAAAAGCAGUACAGCCUUCAUAAUAUAUAAACCUCCAUGUGUAUAAUCAGUUGUAGAAUGAAGAAACAAAAGCAGACAGUUUUAUGUCAAAGCUAGUUCUUUCUGGUAUCUGCAGAUAAUGAAAGUUAUAAUGCUUGAUU
This is a messenger RNA of Momordica charantia (bitter melon), 2493 nucleotides long. Lineage: Eukaryota; Viridiplantae; Streptophyta; Magnoliopsida; Cucurbitales; Cucurbitaceae. The record is from RefSeq and is a predicted model, not a curated record.